AUGGAAAUAAAUUAUAAUCAAAAGAAUACACAAAAACGUAACAGUAAAAUUAAAGCCAGUGCGUAUAAUGUACAACCAACGGGUAAAAGUUUAAGUUAUGCUGAAAGGGGUGACUCAAAGAAGUUAGUUUUAAAAUCAGGUAAAUUAGAUGUUUCAAAAUCUAAUAAAACUGACGAGGCCGCCAAAAAAGCAAAGUCAAGUCAUAUCCACACUGUAGCACUUACAAGUCCCCGUAACGUUAAAUCUAAUGUACUCAACGACGAUAAGAAUAAAGAAGUAAAAAGUUCCUAUCAAGACAUAGAACUAAAAUUGUCAAGGCUUCAAAAUGUAAAAUCGAAAACAUCAAAAGUGCUUGAUGGGAAACAAAAAGUAGCACUAAAUAUAAACAAUGAGUUAUCAAAACAAACAAACGAAAAUAACUCGAAUUUGGGUAGAGAAAAUUUAGUUUGUCGUGCUAGAAUUGAGAAAACUAAAUGUAAUGAAAGAACUGAUAACUUGGUACACGAUACAAAAGAUAAGAAACCUAAAAACACAAUAUUGAUGCCAGUAAAAGGAGAGAUAUCGAUUCAAAAAGCUUUUAAAGAAAAUAUGAGUUUAGAUCCGAAAAAGGAUAAAAUACAUUCUGCGGAUGCGAAGCGUGAUGUUAGGUUAAAAUUCAUGCAAAAGGAAAUUAAAUCCACACUACAAGCUGACAGUAGACUCGAUCCAGUGGACAGUACUAUAGAAGCCCAAAUCGAAGAAUUGCUAAAAGUAAGACAGAGCGAGAAAAAUAAGAUCGUAAAUAGCAAUUAUACUGAGAAUAAGGAUAAUACAAAAGUCGCGGACGCAAAAGAAAUGAGGAAAAAGAUUAGAGAAAAAUAUACAAUUCGGCACUAUACUAGUACAGAUAUGAACGGAGCAAAUGUUGGGAUGAAUGAAUGUACCCAAAAAGUUUGCGGGGACCACAAUCAGAACAAGGAUAAAUGGGACAGCAAGUCAGUCAGCACGAAGACCAUGGACUCACGACACAAAUCUGAAAAAUCGACACGUAAACCGGUAAUAAAGACGAUUCGUUCUAAGCACAACGCCAAAAUCUACAAAGCUGUCACAUUUACAGAAUCGAAAGCACGCGAAACGACGCCUAUCGAAAUAAAAAUACCCAGUGAUGCAAAAGAAACAGGGAGAGUAGAGAGACGAGAGUCGAACGACAGAAGCACAGAGAAAUCACAUUCGAGUAGAAGUAAAUCGAUGAGAAAGAAACAACGGAAACGGCAUAGACACUUCCCCUCCCCAGAUCCGAUUCGCGACGGGGAGUCCCCGCCAACAGAAGUUGCAAAAUGGGCGCCUAGUUGCGUGAACAAACUAACAAUACCGUACUACGAGGCGUGGGUAGAUACCACUUUAACGGCCAUCACUAAAUGCUCGAAGGAGGACAAGAUACAAGAGAAGAAGAAUUUAUUGAAUUCAUUCAAACGUUUCAUAGAAGGUGCGGAGUCUCCGGAAUUGGUGUAUGACGGAAUGGACGAAAAGUAUACGGGCAAAAUUAAAAUACGGCGGAAAAACACUGAAAUCAUUAACGGGUUUUAG
Molecule: messenger RNA, 1566 nt
Organism: Leptosia nina
Lineage: Eukaryota; Metazoa; Arthropoda; Insecta; Lepidoptera; Pieridae
Source: the annotation of a GenBank genome assembly